This is a messenger RNA of Poecilia latipinna (sailfin molly), 3677 nucleotides long. RefSeq names its product ectonucleoside triphosphate diphosphohydrolase 5a (gene entpd5a). The transcript is spliced from 13 exons. Bases 965 to 2455 code for a protein of 496 amino acids. Lineage: Eukaryota; Metazoa; Chordata; Actinopteri; Cyprinodontiformes; Poeciliidae. The record is from RefSeq and is a predicted model, not a curated record. Gene Ontology annotation, molecular function: hydrolase activity.
GCUACAUACGAUGAUAAACUGUAUUUUAAAGAAUCUGAAUAAAAAUGCAGUCUUCCACUUCAUCAACUUAGCAGUAAUGUUUUUAAAGUGCUUUUACCACACACAAUCCAGGUGGUGGUGAUUCCACAUUAGAAAACUUGUUUAACAGAGAAAUUACUUUUAUUUUAAUGUCUCGUGGCACCCCCCUGGACCAUGCCUCCCCGAGCAGCGAGCCACAUUCAAAAACCGCCAAUAAUAUAAAAAUAUGUCACUAAAGAAGCUCAGUUGUGGUCUUUAAGAUAAAUUUCUCCACAAGCCACAAGACAUGAAUUCAUAAUCCCAAUAUGUGUGCACAUUUUAAAAGACUAACAUUGGUGCUGCUAAUUUCUAUAAAUGUGGAAGCAAUCAGCUUUGCUUUUAUAUCAGCCAGAAAAAAUACAUCACAUACAAUUUAAGCAAAAAUUAAGCACUUAUGAAAUUACAAAAGUUCAAAAAGUAACAGCGUGAAGGAAUUUUUGCAGGCAUUAAGUAUUUCAAGACCAUUUCUUUCGACCUUAUCAGUGAGAGCAAUUCAUUUUUUACACCUUGAGAAACCCCUUCCCCUUUCAUAUGGGGAUUUUCUUUGGCUUCAGUACAGUCAGUAAGUAUGAGCAGAAGAAAAUGCAGCCAACAGUAAUGCUUCAUUUAAAAGAAAAUGAAAGAAAAGAGGGAAAUACAGCUUGGUAAGCAGGUAGAGUCCUCAGCUCUGCUCUCAGGGAGGUGGGAGGGUUGGGGACUACUGAUGGAGUUGGGAUGUACCGGCACAGGAUUGGUGGAUGGCUGCUCCAGAUGUGGCUCCAUGCCAAGCCCUUAUGUCUUUAUAUACUGUAAUCAGAUGAGGGGACAGCCCUGAGUGAGCAUCGCACCCACUCUGCGUCUUUCCUGCAGCUCCCCUGGUCUCCAGCAUCCACAGGUCUUCUCCUCUGCACCCCAGGCUCUGAACACAAUGGCCAAGCAGACCCUCAUCCUCAGUCUGUGGCUCCUGGCUGGGAGCCUCUUCACCGAGGCGACCUACUACCGCCACCACCGCUACAUCCCACACUUCUACCGCUACAGGGAGCCCUCCACCAACACAGAAAACCUCCUGCCCGACGUCGCAAACCCGGCGCCCGAAGUCUCGCAGUCCGGCAACCCGACCUACCCCGAGGUCCCCGAGGUGUUCCACCCGGCGCCCGAAGUUGUCCACACUAUCCCAGAGGCUAUCCACCCGGUGCCCGAAGUCGUGCAUCCGGCACCUGAGAGCCAUCACGUGCUGCAGGUCCCCGACAGAAAUCGUGACAGUCGGGUUUUUUACGGGAUCAUGUUUGAUGCUGGGAGCACCGGGACCAGGAUCCACAUCUACAAGUUCAUUCAGAAGGAUCCCGUUGAGCUGCCUGUUCUGGACAAUGAAAUGUUCCAUGCAGUGAAACCUGGACUGUCUGAAUAUAAGGACAACCCUGAGGAGGGUGGGAACACCAUCCGCCAGCUGCUGAAGAUUGCCAAGAAGACAGUGCCAGAGGAGGAGUGGAGGAGGACGCCGGUGGUCCUGAAGGCCACGGCCGGUCUGCGCCUGCUGCCCCUGGAGAAGGCCAGUGCCCUGCUGAAAGAGGUACGAGAGGUUUUUGAAGAAUCACCUUUCUAUGUGCCAGAGAACAGCGUUUCAAUCAUGAAUGGAGCGAAUGAAGGAGUCCUCGCCUGGGUCACAGUGAACUUCCUCACAGGCCAUUUGUAUUCCAACACCAGGAGGACAGUGGGGAUUCUGGAUUUGGGUGGAGGAUCUACUCAAAUCACUUUCCUUCCAAAAUCAAAGAAAACAAUUGAAGUUGCUCCGAGAAGUUUCACAGCCAAAUUCAACCUGUUCAACCACACAUAUGAACUCUACACACACAGCUACCUUGGAAAUGGACUAGUUGCCGCCCGCCUCGCAACACUUGGAGCACUAGGAGCCGAUGGACUGGAUUGGAAAGUCUUCACUAGUUCCUGCCUCCCGAAAAAAUACAGAGAAGAAGUGAAAUUUGGAGGGGACAGCUAUAAAGUUAGCGGGAUUCCAGGCGGAUAUGCAGGCUAUAAACUGUGCUACUACGAGGUCAUGAGGGUCGUCAAGGGAAAUUUUCACCAACCGUACGAAGUGAAAGGCAGCAGCAUCUUCUAUGCUUUUUCCCACUACUAUGACAGAGCUGUGCAGACCGGCCUCGUCAGCAGUCUAGGUGGUGUGGUUGAAGUAAGAGACUUCAAGAAGAAAGCCAAAGAAGUGUGCAACAAAAUGACCAAAUACCGUGCCAUCAGCCCUUUCCUCUGCAUGGACAUGACAUAUAUUACUUGCCUGCUAAAGGAGGGCUUUGGCUUCAAGGACAGCACCGUGCUGCAUCUGGCGAAGAAGGUGAACAAUGUGGAGACCAGCUGGGCUCUGGGGGCGACCUUUGACUUCUUCAGGAACUUCAACAUCCACCAAGACUAGCUGCAGUCGCUGCCGCUGGCACUGAGAGGGACAGUCUGUCACUGUGGGGCCUCCUUUCCUCUGACCACCCAACCUCCUCAAUUCUUACUAAAACCUCAUCAUCCUGCAAACACUAAAUGAACUCUUUUUUUUUUUAAGAAAAAAAAGAAGAAAUCACUAUAUUUUUAUAAGGCCAGCUUUUUCUACUGUAUAUCGAGCUCAUCGUUGGUGGGUUGACUUUAUUUUUUAUAAAACGUUUACAUGUUUCCUAAUGGGUGGCGGACCUGAAAUGUCUUUCUGGCCAACCUGUAAAGGGUAAAGAGGGAAACUUUGGAGGCAGUGAUAGGAGCCAUGGUAUUUUGGUGCUUACUGUGGUCCUGGUGUGCGCUGUGCAGAACAGUGGAAUAAAUUUAGACAAUAGUUGCCGGAGCCGCAACCACAAUUGUCUUUCUAGAUGCUUGUAAAUCUGUUCUCUUUUUAUUCUAGCUGUAAAUCUUUUUUUUUUUUUUUUAUACACAGGGGCCCAGUUAAUUUGCUCUUGCCAUUAGACAAAUAAGACAUCAUUGGAAACAGAGCAGUUAACUACCAGACAGCUUCUUUUUCCUCAACAUCGCACAAAACACUUUAACUGCAGUUAUUGUAGCCAAGACAUGACUAUUUGCUUUGACUUCCUUUACAGAGUUGUAUAUAUUUAUCAUUAUUUGGGUUUUUUCUUAAAAAGACAUGCUGUAGGAAAAUGCCUCUAACAUUGAAUGAACCAGUAUAGUCUGUUCCACCAAGUGCAGGAGAGAAAAAAUAUAUUUUAUCUUAUUUUAUUGUGACUCUGGAAGCCACUCAAGGAUCCAGCAGCAUUGUCUGCAGCCAUUUAAUGAUACAUAAACCCAAAUUACAUAAAACAUGUCUGGGAACUAUGCUUUCUUUACUUUUUGUGAAUUGUACAAAUAUUUAAAUAGUUGAAAGUUUAUUAUUUUUUAUUAUCUGUACUCAAUAACAUGUUACUGCUCUUCCUACAAUAUCCCGUGUUUUCAUUAUUCACCAUAUUCAGUUACUACUGCUGUACAUACACAAUGUAAACUUAGUGAAACUGUUUUUCAAUAUUUACAAAAUAAAUUGUCAUGGCGCACAAUUUCCAAGAAAUAUUUGUCAGUAUAAAAAGUCUGAUGUCUGAUCAUUUGUACAUUGUUUUUAAUAAAUGUUGUGACAAUAACCAAAUAGGUAUGUUUUAAUAAAACAUGAAAAUGUG